Molecule: messenger RNA, 1395 nt
Organism: Pyricularia oryzae 70-15
Lineage: Eukaryota; Fungi; Ascomycota; Sordariomycetes; Magnaporthales; Pyriculariaceae
Exons: 1
Coding region: 1-1395 (464 amino acids)
Molecular function (GO): oxidoreductase activity
Source: RefSeq, a predicted model, not a curated record
AUGGGAGUUCCAGCAGUCUUCAAGUCUGACAAAGACAUUCGUCGCGUCGGCAACUAUACUUUCGAAUGGACCGAGGACCACAUCCCUAGAGAAACAACAGACCCGCUACGCUACACGUACGACAAGCUGGGGGCGGCGGCAGUGGACAGGAUCCAAGAGAUCCACCGCCGGAGCGCCGCAGCCGCCGACGGAGACGCACAGCACAUAUCGAGACUGGACCUCCUCGCGGUGCUCGAAGCCAACCACGGCACCGACGCCGUCCUCGGGCAGCUGUGGGAUGAGGUGCACAGCGUCCCGGCCUGGGUGGACUGGGCGCAGCUGGAGCGGGGCCAGCGGUUCCUGUACCGGUACGCGCUGGCCAACCUGAUGGGCUUCGCGCUGCAGGGGUUCGUGGGCGAGAACUCUGCGUCGCAGGGCGUGGUGGAGGUGCUGGUGCGCACCGGCGGCUUCAGCACGCGCGUGCUCCUGCGGCGGCUGCUCGAGACCUUCCAGCUGCUGCUCCAGGUCACCCACAGCCCGGGCUUCCUCGAGCCCGGCGGCGAGGGCCACAGGUCCGCCGUCAGGGUGCGCCUGCUGCACUCCAUGGUGCGGCAGCGCAUCCUCAAGAUCGUCGAGGCCAGGGGCGCCGAGUACUUUGACGUCGCGACGCUCGGCGUGCCCCUCAACACCCUCGACUCCCUGCACGCCCUGACCACCUUUGGCUGCAACCACGCCUUCAUCCAGCUGCCGCUCAUGGGCAUCACCGCCCGCCCGGCCGAGGUGGAGGACUACGUCGCCCUGUGGCGCUACGUCGGCUACCUGCUCGGCACGCCCACCGAGCACUUUGCCUCGGCCGCGCGGGCCAAGGUGCUGAUGGACAGCCUGAGCUACCACGAGCGGGGGCUGACCGACAGCUCGCUGGUGUGCGGCCACAACUUUGUCGAGACCGUCCGGGACCUCGAGCCCAUCAACCUGUCGGCCGGCUUCAUCGAGGCCGGCAGCAGGGUCCUCAACGGGGACGCCCUCUGCGACGACCUCGGCAUGAAGCGGCCGGGCCUCUACCACUACGCCUGCUUCAGGGGCUACUGCUGGUUCGUCAAGACGCUCGCCGCGGCGCAGCAGUGGUUUCCUCGUCUGGACGCAAAGAUCAUCGACUUCAACAGGGAUAUGCUCCACUCGGCCAUCAUUCACAGCAAGGCUGGCCUGGCAGGGGGCUCCAAGCUCAAGUUUAAGCAUGUGCCCGACGGGACACUGACGGGCAAGGAGAGCAGCGCGGUCAAGCGAGGUGAGAUUCGUUUUUAUGAGAGGCUAUUCGAGCUGUUCUGCUUGGCAUACUUUAUCUUGGGAUUGUUUGUUUUCCUAUGUGGUGCGGGCAUGGCAAUAAAAGCAGCAUCAACGAUGUGGGAUCAUCUUUAG